ACCCUAAAACGAGCAGAAAGGAGAAGAGAGGGGAGGAAUACAACAGAGAGAUUGCAUAUCAUAACUCGAUAAAAUCGUUAAAGCCCUAUAUAUAUAUAUAUACACAUAUAUAAUUAUCAUAUGCUCUCAACUCUUUCAGAAAGGAAAGCUCUGCAAAAUGAUACUUUUUAUUAGGCAUUUUUGAAAGAUUUAAAGAUUUAAUUGAAAAGAUUACACAGUGUUGUUCUUUCAAAUAUCUUGAAGGUUUGUCCUUUUGGAAGCUUAACGGUUUCAUUUAGUUGUGAGACCAAAGGAAAAUGGUAGAGUAGGGAAAGAAACUGGGACCUCUGUGUUAUAUGUUUCUUAGCUAAGUUAAUCUUUUCUUUUGAAGCUUCUUUAGGUUUGUUUCGGUGGAUACCAGGGUUAAAUGGCUAUCGAUGGGAGUUUCCGUCUUGAAUCCGCAGUGGACAGGUUUCUUGCUCGUUGCCCCCAGCUCGGGCGGUAUCCGCAGUUGGACUCACUCGCCAAGAAGGGGGAUAUGGUAACAGAAGAAGAAGUGGUGAAAGUGGUGGCAGAUAUCUUUCUGCACCCUAAUUACACAAUUCCGUUGAUCGGGUGUUUUCGACCUAUAGCUCGAAAGAUUGUUGAUAAAGUUGUGGCUAUGCUCCAUUUGGUCGGAAAUCUGGGGUCAAGUUCAGAUUAUAUUAUCUUACUAUCAGAUAAUUCAGAUGAUAAACUGACUCUGGAUAAUGCCAUGGGUCAAGGUGUUAGUGUCAUUGAUUUUUAUCAUCAACAAGGAAGAAGCUUGCAUCUUCACGAAUGUGCUUGCCUUGCCUUCUGUCGCGCCCUUGAUUUGGCUCCUUUUUUGUCAGGGUCUGUUCUGACUUAUUUCAAGUUUGCUCCACCUCCUUAUGAACGAAUAGCAAACCAAGAAGCAAUCUGUAAGAUGUCAAGGAAGGAUUUGGACUCGGGGAGGACGAUUGGCAGUGGUAGGAUGAGCUCGGGAUUAUAUUUGUUUCAAGUCAACACCUCUAAAAGACAAGCUCACAAUGCAGUUGUUGCUUCAUGCUUACAUGUUGUACAUAUUUCUUACCGUUUCCUCAUGAUGGAACCUGAGGUUUUCUGUGAACUUUGGGAUUGGUCAUGUUUCUUGGACCUUGUGAGGAAGACUCUGGAUAUGGGAAGUCAUCUCGAAUUCGCCAAAGAUAUUUCAGAUGUUAGAUGGUGUGCAGUACAAGUACUUUCUAUCAUCCUGAGAAUGAAUGAUAGAGCAACUGCAAGUCUUGGUGUUGGAGCAGAAGAAGCUCUUUCAUGUUUAUUGCGCUGGGAGGAAUUCUGUGAAGAUGUGGCAGUUGAGAAGGCUGGCAUGUAUAUCGGAUCAUCUGAUUGCACAACAAUGGGAUCUGCUGUUGGCCAGACAGAAUUCAGCCGAGUUAAUUGCCUGCAGUCCUUUAGUACCAACUCUUUGGUGCUGUCACAGUUGGAUGGGAUUGAACCAUCAAUGAAGCGACGUAGGUUGGUGAAAAGGGAAGACAGAUCCUAUGGCGACCCGUUUGUCAUGACAUCUACUAUAAAGAAAAGUUUCGAAAUGGCCUUGUUAGCAGUGAGUCAGAAUUGGCCUGUUCUCUUUUAUGGUCCUGCUGGCUGUGGGAAGUCUGCUCUUAUAAGAAAGUUGGCCGAAGAGACUGGAAACAAUGUUCUAUCUAUUCACAUGGAUGAUCAAAUUGAUGGAAAAAUGUUGGUGGGUAGUUAUAUUUGUACCGAGCAACCUGGGGAAUUCAGAUGGCAGCCUGGGUCCCUUACCCAGGCUGUACUUAAUGGUCUUUGGGUUGUCUUUGAAAAUAUUGACAAAGCACCAUCAGAUGUGCUUCCCAUCUUAGUGCCCUUACUUGAAGGUGCAAGCUCCUUUGUAACUAGUCAUGGGGAGGUGGGAAUGCACUUGGUGGCCCUUGGAGGAAAAUUAUGAUUGGCUCAUCAAAUAAUGAGGACUUGCAAAAUAUUGUGGAGGCAUGGUAUCCAAAAUUGGUGCCUGUUGCCAAAAGACUUGUAGAAACAUUUGAAAAUGUCAGCUCUCCUCCUUUACCCCAAGUUCGAAGUUUUCAAUUGGGAACCUCAUCUUUGUCUGGCUCCCUUAAUCGAUUCUCGCUGAGAGAUCUUCUCAAGUGGUGCAAGCGAGUUGAUGGUUUGCAUAUGUUCAAUAAUCAUCGAAUUUAUCAGAGGUUG
Molecule: messenger RNA, 2202 nt
Organism: Carica papaya (papaya)
Lineage: Eukaryota; Viridiplantae; Streptophyta; Magnoliopsida; Brassicales; Caricaceae
Source: RefSeq, a predicted model, not a curated record